Molecule: messenger RNA, 1213 nt
Organism: Trematosphaeria pertusa
Lineage: Eukaryota; Fungi; Ascomycota; Dothideomycetes; Pleosporales; Trematosphaeriaceae
Exons: 2
Coding region: 122-1129 (335 amino acids)
Source: RefSeq, a predicted model, not a curated record
CACCCUCUGCUCUUGUUUUUCUUCUAUUCACUCUCCCCUUCCCGUAUUCCUCUUCGUUGCCGCCUUCAUUAUUUUCUCUUCAUACUUAGCCACUAUCCAAUACUCACAACAAAUACACAAAAUGGCCUCAGAAAUGCAGGACCUUAUUUCGGAGCUAUCGAGGAUGCAGAUUGAGCAAUUCUUUCUGGAUGCUGCUCCACUGACGCAAGAUGAAUGCGACCAGAUGGCUAGAGAAAUCAUCGGCGGGCCUGUCCGCCCAUCAGCGGUCCAAGGCGCUACAAGCUAUACCGUCGUGCCAGUCGACCUCGCCGCAGCGCUUGUCGUCCAGUUUCGCGCCCCCGAAUAUGCCUUUGACCUCGAGUUACUUGACAACGUAAAGCAAGCUUAUGGAGUCUUUGUGCCUCAGCAUAAGUACUCGGGCAAUCUGGGCAAUCUCAUCGUCUACACAAUGGAGAACGUGGGCGGCGUGUCAGCAUACCUCGCACGGAACCAGUUACGGGCGCAUCGCGGUCGCCUCUUGAAUACAACUCUACAAGACUUUGCCAGCUUCUUCGCCUCGGCCUGGCACAACACCCCGCCAUCAAUUCCAACUCCUAGCCGACAGGAGCUGUACGAGUUGUACAGGUCAGAGCUCCAGCUGCUCCGCCGGGGUUUGCCCAAGCAGUUCGGUAGACUGCUAAACCGCCUCAUCGAGGGCCUUCCGGGGCUAUUCGCCGGCGAUUGGCCGAUGGUGCCCAAUCACACCGACCUCCUGGAGAAUAAUAUCCACGUGAACCCGGAGACGGGUAGCAUUGCGGGCAUCUGCGACUGGAAGGAUACAGAAAUCGGCCCCUUUGGCACGUCGAUCGAGGGGCUCGAGAGCCUGCUCGGUGAGCGGACGACAACUGGCUGGCGCUGGGUCAGCCACCAGGCGGACCUUCGCCGAGGGUUCUGGCAAGCGUUUGCCGAGGCGAUGGGACCCACCUCGAGCGACGUCCCAGAGCGUAUCGAUAACGCGAGACUGGUCGGCAUUUUCCGGAAGCACGGCUUCGAAUGGGUGAGUGCCGAGAGCCGUGCUCCCGUCAGAGCGGGAAGCUCAGGCUUUAGGUACCUCGAGGCGGUCACCCUAGGUCUCGGGGAUACUAGUUGAGAGUCAUUGUAGUAGCGCUGAUGGCUCGAGACAGAUCUGCUGCGUUGCUCAAGCUGUUUUAUGGCCGACAGGAGGGUUAUGGAC